AUGAUAUCAAAGGCAGCCCAUAAGCCGCGUCCACUUCUGUACUCAUAUUUGGCCCGAAAUCCCAAAAUACCGCUCCGUUUAAGGCUUAAGACACUGGCAUUGAUUGAACGCUUGUGCGGACCCGCCAUUGGUUUCUAUUGCUAUGAUUUAUCCACAAUAUUCACAAGACAUGAGACAACUAUAUUAAACGGAGUGAACGGCAGUGCAGUGUUGGGCCAAUUGACUGCAGUAAUGGGUCCGUCGGGCGCGGGACUGACCUCAUUGUUGUGGUGUUUGAAUGGUCUCAACGAUUGUGGUUUGACUCCAGAGUCAGACAUACAGAUGAGUCGUGCGGACAAAAUGCGGUCAACAUUUAUCGCACACAACGAAACGCGAUUUUCUGAUACGAGGACUGAGCGCUGCAGUGCUGGCGAACUCAAGAGACUGGCCAUCGGUCUGGAGUUGACCGCACGCCCCGAUUGCAAGCCUAACCUUAUAUUAUGCGACGAACCGACCGCUGGUAUGGACAGCAAUAUCGCCGAAAUG
This is a messenger RNA of Medioppia subpectinata, 525 nucleotides long. The record is from the annotation of a GenBank genome assembly. NCBI's taxonomy places the organism in Eukaryota, Metazoa, Arthropoda, Arachnida, Sarcoptiformes, Oppiidae.